Molecule: messenger RNA, 1741 nt
Organism: Vigna umbellata (rice bean)
Lineage: Eukaryota; Viridiplantae; Streptophyta; Magnoliopsida; Fabales; Fabaceae
Source: RefSeq, a predicted model, not a curated record
ACUGUUCGUAGCUGGUGAAAAACUACGAUAUGAAACAGAGGCUGUGGAUGUCCCAGAAGGAUUUUUGCUGGAGUGGUGGUCUGUCAACAAUGAUUUUGACUUCUUCAGACAAAUGCAUUUGCAGGAAAAACGUGGGUUUUUAGGAGGAAUGCAAGGACGUAAUGCUUUUCAAGAAGUAGGGUCUUCGAUAAAUGUUCAACCAAUGUAUCAAUUUUCUAAUAAUUUUAAUCCUGUUCAAGCACUCAACAUAGGAAGCAACUUGAUGCCAUCACGUGUAACUGGUGAAUGGCCAGUAUUUUCCUCACCUUCUGCUCACCAAAAAGUAAGUGGUAAACUGCCACAAUUUCUGUUCCCAUUUCCCCGUCAAGAGGCAUUUGGUCAAUUGCAACAACUUUCAUCUUCACAUCAAGACGUGGUGAUGACACCAGUUGAGAAAAAAACAGAGGUUUCUAAUGUCAAUAGUGCAGGCGCAAAUUCUGGAUUUGUUGAGGAAACAGAUCCGCUCAUUGAGAAUUUGUUAAAAUCUUUUUGGUUGUUUGAACCAGAUGAACCAAGCCUGUUUGACAAGUCAACAGUAGGACAGAGCAGCAGAAAUGCAGAGAAUUUGGUGGAACGUGGAGUUGGAAACACUAGUAUGAAUACAAUUGCUGGUUCAGCACAAGCACUAGAGGAGGAUGAUAACAAAAGUGACACAAGUGAUUGUUCCAGCAGUUUCGAAUUUGUUCUUUCUGAUGCAGAUGCCUCAUCAGACCCUCAGUUGGAAUCCAAUGGAGAAACAUAAAUCAGUAUCUUCAAGCAUGGAAUGUGAUUUGUUGUCUGCAAUAAUGAAUUCCCUUAUAACACGAAUCUUGUCAACAACAGAGGUAUCAAGGCUAAUUUGUGAUGAACAACUAGCAUGCAGAAAAGGCUUCUGAACUGUUUUGUCAACUAGGAAAGAAAAUGCUGUGUCCAAUUUUGUUUUGAAGUUUGCAUAGAUUACCAGCUUUCCCAAGUAAGCUCUUGAUCACUCAGCAGAAGGAAUAAAGGGAAAUUUCCACAGUAUUAAAAGUGCAGCACUUGGUGAUCCUUCAGUUACCAUAAGACUAUUUUUUCUUUUUCUUCCCAUUACAUGCUGAAACAAAUGAACAACAAAGAAGACAUUAAAGAGGCUGACUCACUAAGAUUCCUAUUCUGUAAAUCAUCUCAUUUGUAGCAGGCAUUGAUAGGUGGCUAGAUAUUUACCAGAAAGCAUGCAAGUGUUGCCACUAACAGUUGCAGUGUUCAACAACCAAGCAUACCACCUAGAAAUCAGCCAUGCGUGUAUAUGUCCAUGUUUUAAAGUUAUAUGAUUUAAUGAACUUAUAUGAGAUGCUUCUGACAUAAUAAUUCAGCAGAAAGUGAUGUGCAUAUUUUUGGUGAGGAAAAUGAUGGAACAUUCAGACUUGUAAUUUCGGCAGAAAGUCAACUAAAGAAUUACUGCACAGGACUAAAUCACAAGCAGUUUUCUUCAGUCAAAAUUGCCCAACUAGUCAUGAGAAGGGUUGUCCCCCAAGUGCAUCAGAGGAAUGCAACUUUCAUCCAUAGAGAAUGAGAGUUAUCUUAUUGAAUAUUAUUGUAUAACAUUUGGUGCCAUUUUUGGGUUAUUUAUAGAACCAUUUGCCACUUCUCUCUCUACUUUUGCUGAAGCCUAGUUUCCAUUUUAUGCUUCACUUAUGAUGAUAUUUUAAUUUAAUUCUUGAACUUCUGAUUUGUGAAGAUCAAU